This is a messenger RNA of Kluyveromyces marxianus DMKU3-1042, 1854 nucleotides long. RefSeq names its product transcription factor HAP4 (gene HAP4). Gene Ontology annotation, cellular component: nucleus. Gene Ontology annotation, biological process: regulation of DNA-templated transcription. Lineage: Eukaryota; Fungi; Ascomycota; Saccharomycetes; Saccharomycetales; Saccharomycetaceae. The transcript has a single exon. The record is from RefSeq and is a predicted model, not a curated record. The coding region runs from base 1 to 1854 and encodes 617 amino acids.
AUGUCUAAGCCGGUUUCAGUUCCAAUAGAGUCGUUGCAUGGGCAUGGACAUGGGCAUUCGCAAGGUAGUGGUGGUGGAGGACACCAUCAGAUAACUAUUGCGCCGAAUUUGCAGCCGAGAAAGCACGGGAAGCCUACUGGGAUCACGAUUCGGACGUCGAGACACUGGGUGCUUCCACCGCGGCCCAAGCCUGGUAGGAGGCCCAGUCCUGCGGUGUCUAUCAAGCAGCAGGCGUCGGCGUCAGCGUCGGCGUCGGUAUCAGCAUCAGCAUCAUCAGUUUCGCCAGGGGUUUCUAGUUCCGUGUCGCCAGCACCGGCUGUUAAGGUGAAGACGGAAACAGAGGAGCAUUCUGUGCAGGCGAAGAAAUCGGACAAGGGAGGGUCUGUGACGGGCAGCAGGCCCAAUGCGAACAGUAUUCCGCUGACGAAUAGCAAGUCGAAGGUGCAGAACGCGAAACAGACCCGCAAAUCGGAGAUUACGGCUAAAACGCAGGUGAAGGUGAAGACGGAGCACUCUAACGCGGUCCACAGUCCUGUGUCCACAGCUACAGCAGCAGCUACAGCAGCAGCAGCAGCACAACCAAUACCAUCCCAAACCCCAGCACCAGUGCAAAGUGCAGACACGAAGAAGAAACCUUCUUCCAAGACGGCCUUGAAAAAAGAGAUUCAGAUCCUCAAAAUGGAAAACAAUAAACUAAAGCAAGAACUCAGCGACCUUGUCGGGAACCUACAAGAACUCAAGCGCCAGUUCCCCAUUGCAUCGCCUCCGGAAGAUGCAAACUUACUAAAAACCCAAAAGGGUGUUCCAGCAGCGAAAGGAAAAGCUUCAGCAGUAGCAGCAGCAGGCAUGACUCGGAAAAGGUCUAUCAUAGACUCGGAUAUCGACAUGCUGCAAGCACAUCCGCUUCAAGCCUCCUCCUCCUCUGUGUCCCAUCAUCAUCAUCACGAGGUCAAGCCUGAACCGCUGGAUGACACAGAAAUAUUCUUAAAAUUCGACGAGGACGAUGAACCGCACAAGGACCUGAUCAAGAACCUUUCUUCGUCCAGAAUGAACCAAACUUCGUCGCUAAGCUCCCGUACUAGUUUCACGGAUGAUGACGACUUGCUGCUUUCUUCGUCAACACCAAGCUCUCUCUUCUCAACCGAUUUGAAUCGUACAGUGAGCAACCAAAUGUUCUCAACGUCGACAAUGGUCACAAAUACUGGUUCUAGUCCAAGCAGUAGCCAUACUUCAAAUAAGAGCCUACAAAACUCACAGUACUCAGACACUAUAGAGACAAUGAAAUUCAUCGAUGGUUAUGAACAAAUGGAAUUCUACUCUAAGUAUAAACUGUCUUCUAAUCACUCCCAGGAACCACUCAAAUCCGUACAAAAAUUGAAGUCUGACCAUGUAGCCAGCCACCAGGACGAACUUGACUGUAUCAGAGAAGAAGAACCAGUUACGGAUCUUUUGGCCACUGGUGCUAUCAGCGCUAGUAACUCGACCAGCGUCACUGCAAAACCUUCAAAUCCCGAUCAGGACUCCGGUAUGCUCUAUUUCUUGCAGAAACAUGCACUCUCGAAAAAUCCCGGAUCAAAGCUUGGCGAUCUGCCAAUCGACCUUGAUGACUCUCUUCCUUCGUCCCUUUUGCUGAAACUGGGCGAAGAAGAUGAAAACUCGUUUAUGAACUUGAACUUGAAAAGUAUUGACCCUGACGACCCUUUGAAUGAGCAUGUCACUGACACUCCGUUCGUAGCACCCACCUUAGAAGAAUUGAUGGAGGAACAAGAUGAUAAAGACUCAAAACUUCUAGGACCUGAAAACACUGAACAGGAUAUGGAUCUCUUAAAAAUGGGCAUAUUCUUCACAGACUAA